This is a messenger RNA of Lotus japonicus, 3995 nucleotides long. RefSeq names its product ABC transporter G family member 28. The record is from RefSeq and is a predicted model, not a curated record. Gene Ontology annotation, molecular function: ABC-type transporter activity; ATP binding; ATP hydrolysis activity. Lineage: Eukaryota; Viridiplantae; Streptophyta; Magnoliopsida; Fabales; Fabaceae. The transcript is spliced from 14 exons. The coding region runs from base 317 to 3625 and encodes 1102 amino acids.
GAUAUAACCAAACCAAAUGUUGCCUCCCCAUACAUCGCCAACUCUUCCUCCUUGUCGCCAUUUCUUCAUCAUGGGAAAAUGUGAAUACCCAUGUCUCUCUCUCUUUCUCUCUCUGGUUCCAAUCUUCCAUUACCACCUCCAUCUGUAAAAAAUCCACCCUUUUGCUUCUCUGAUAUUGAUCAACCUUUAUUCACUAUGAAUCUACCCGUUUGUGCCUCUGAAUUUUCCCCUUUGUUCUGUUAUCAAUAAUAAUAAAUUUUCCAGAUUGUAAAUAAGCAAUCAAAAACAAAAAACAAAAAACUUUUCUGAUGCGAAGAUGAGUAAAAGAGAGGGUCCCAAUAAGACAAAGAAUGUUGCUUUGGUUAUAAUUGUUGUGUUUUUCAGCUGCAUUGAGGGGCCAAGGCUUGUAUCUUGUCAGAAAAAUGGUGCUGGUUCUGGUGGUGCUGGGAUGGAGAUAUUGGCCCAGCAAAUGUACAAAGCCAUGUCCAAUUACACGUCUAUCUUCAAAAGUGCAAUAAAAAAAGAGCUGGGUUAUUGCAUACUUGAUGUAGAUGCUGAUUGGGAUGGGGCGUUCAAUUUCACCAAAGAUCUAACCUUUUUGACCUUGUGUGCCCAGGAAAUGAAAGGUGAUAUUACACAGAGGAUGUGCACAGCAGGAGAAAUUGAAGCCUAUGCCAGAAGUUUUGCUAGCAGAUCAAGAUCCACCAUCAUGAAGCCUAACAUAAACUGUAAUAUGAGUUCAUGGGUUAAUGGAUGUGAGCCAGGGUGGGGUUGUAAGGCUAAUCAAAAAGUAGACCUUGACAGUAAGAAGAAGGAGAUACCUGUUAGAUCUGCUGAGUGUCAACCUUGUUGUGAAGGUUUCUUUUGUCCUCAUGGGAUUACUUGCAUGAUACCAUGCCCUUUGGGUUCUUAUUGUCCACGAGCGCAACUCAAUAAAACUAGUGGAAUAUGUGAACCAUAUCGUUAUCAGCUACCUCCUGGAAAGGAUAACCAUACUUGUGGAGGAGCAAAUAUUUGGGCAGAUGUAGCUAGUAGUGGUGAGAUGUUCUGUUCAGCAGGAUCAUUCUGUCCAUCUACAAUCACAAAAAAUUCUUGCAAUAAAGGGUAUUACUGCAGAACAGGUUCUACUGCUCAAGAGCGGUGUUUCAGGUAUGCAAGCUGUGAGCCUAAAUCAACAAAUCAAAAUAUCACUGCAUAUGGUGUCCUGUUUUUUGCUGCCUUGGGUUUCCUGCUUAUUAUCAUAUAUAACUGUUCUGACCAAGUUAUUGCAACUCGAGAAAGAAGACAAGCAAAAUCAAGAGAAAGGGCUGCAGCAAGUGUGAGAGAAUCACAAGCGCGUGAAAAAUGGAAAACUGCAAAAGAAACUGCCAAGAAGCAUGCAGUUGGAUUGCAAUCACAAUUAUCGCGCACAUUUUCUCGCAAGAAAACUUCAAAGCUAGAUUUGAAAGGUUUUGGUUCUAAACAUACAGACUUGCCACCUGUGGCACCAGCAGGUGCUAGUACAUCAAAAGGAAAGAAAAAGGACAAAAGCAACCUCACAAACAUAAUAAAUGAUAUUGAGCAAGACCCUGAUAGUCAAGAAGGCUUCAAUGUUCAGAUAGGAGAUAAGAAUGUCAAAAAGCAUGCACCAAGGGGUAAACAAUUGCAUACUCAGAGCCAGAUUUUCAAGUAUGCAUAUGGUCAGAUUGAAAAGGAAAAGGCUUUACAGGAACAAACUAAAAACAUGACCUUCUCUGGAGUAAUUUCAAUGGCUAAUGACAUUGAGAUAAGGAAGAGGCCAACCAUUGAGGUUGCUUUUAAAGACUUAACCCUCACUUUGAAAGGGAAAAACAAACAUCUAUUGAGAUGUGUGACUGGUAAAUUACAUCCCGGCCGUGUUUCAGCAGUCAUGGGUCCAUCCGGGGCUGGUAAGACAACAUUUCUUUCUGCUUUAACUGGAAAAGCAACUGGAUGUCACACAACUGGUCAAGUUCUUGUGAACGGCAAGGAAUCAUCAAUGCGAUCAUACAAGAAGAUCAUUGGCUUUGUGCCACAAGAUGAUAUUGUCCAUGGCAAUUUGACAGUGGAGGAGAAUCUGUGGUUCAGUGCCAGAUGCAGACUCUCUGCUGAUCUACCAAAAGAAGAGAAAGUGUUGGUGGUUGAAAGAGUCAUUGAGUCUUUGGGCCUUCAGGCAAUAAGGGAUUCUCUGGUUGGGACAGUGGAGAAGAGAGGAAUCUCUGGAGGUCAAAGGAAAAGAGUAAACGUUGGACUGGAAAUGGUUAUGGAACCUUCCCUUCUAAUUUUGGAUGAACCCACAUCAGGUUUAGACAGUUCAUCUUCUCAGUUACUGCUUAGAGCCCUUAGACGCGAGGCUCUUGAAGGUGUCAACAUAUGUGUAGUCCUUCACCAACCAAGUUACACCUUGUUCAAAAUGUUUGAUGAUUUUAUACUGCUUGCAAAAGGAGGACUUACAGUGUAUCAUGGACCUGUGAACAAAGUGGAAGAGUACUUUUCAAGCAUGGGAAUUGUAGUCCCUGACCGUGUCAACCCUCCAGAUUACUAUAUUGAUAUUUUGGAAGGAAUAAUAAAACUAAGCGCAAGUUCAGGAGUGAACCUUAAACAACUACCUGUUAGAUGGAUGCUUCAUAAUGGGUACCCGGUGCCUAUGGAUAUGCUGAAGACUGUUGAAGGAUUGACCACCCCAGGUGGUGAUGGUUCAGCACAUGGAGCAGCUACCCCUGGACAAGAUGCUGGAGCAUCUUCUUUUGCUGGAGAACUUUGGCAGGAUGUGAAGUGCAAUGUUGAGAUGAAGAGGGACACUCUUCAACUCAACUUCCUAAGUUCAAACGACGACUUGUCCGAUAGGAAAACACCUGGAGCUUUCACACAAUACAAAUACUUUCUUGGAAGAGUUGGUAAGCAGAGGCUAAGAGAAGCUAGAACACAAGCUGUAGAUUUUCUGAUUUUGCUGCUAGCUGGCCUCUGCUUAGGAACACUUGCCAAAGUGAGUGAUGAAUCUUUUGGAGCAACCGGUUAUACAUACACAGUAAUAGCAGUUUCACUCCUGUCCAAGAUUGCGGCUAUGAGAUCAUUCUCAAUGGACAAGUUGCACUACUGGAGGGAAAGUGCUUCCGGGAUGAGUAGCCUGGCUUACUUUCUUUCAAAGGACACGGUUGACCAUUUCAGCACAGUUGUCAAACCUCUGUUUUAUCUCUCAAUGUUCUAUUUCUUCAACAAUCCAAGAUCAACUGUCACAGAUAACUACAUGGUUCUGCUAUGUUUGGUGUAUUGUGUCACUGGCAUAGCUUAUGUAUUGGCAAUCUCCCUUCAACCCGGUCCAGCCCAGCUGUGGUCAGUGUUACUUCCAGUAGUUUUGACACUCGUAGCAACCUAUGAUAAUGAAGAAGAUAGCAGUAUAGUGCGCUUUCUAUCUGAUUUGUGCUACACCAAGUGGGCUCUUGAAGCAUUUGUAAUAUCAAAUGCUAAAAGAUAUUCUGGAGUUUGGUUAAUUAGUCGAUGUGGUGCACUCAAUUCAUACGGCUAUGAUCUCAAACACUACAACUAUUGUUUACUCCUCCUCGUUGUGACAGGGGCUAUUAGCCGCAUGCUUGCAUUUUUUUGUAUGGUAACCUUCCAAAAGAAAUAGUUUCAGCACUUCAAUCCCUCUGAUUUUUUUGGACUGAUUAAAGAUGUCCAACACUCUGGCUGGUGCUACAAAUCAUGGAAUGUGCCCAUCAACUGGUAAAGAAACUUGACAUGAGUUGUAUCUUGGUAUGAACAGAAGAUCAUCAGAGUUUGAGAGCAAGUGUUAGCUGUGGAUAUUGUAGGAUUAGACUUCUUAAAAGAUAACCCUUAACAGUAAUUGCAAUUUUCUACACAAUUACUAGUUUUCAAUAUGCUUCAACAGUUUUAACAUUAUCAUUCAUGCCAACACCAAUUGGUUUGGUGGUGGCAGCAGCCAAAUUGUAUAUGACACUAUCAAUAAAUUUGAAGAUUGCGAUAAACUUCUCUAUUCA